Messenger RNA from Camelina sativa (false flax), 2245 nucleotides. NCBI's taxonomy places the organism in Eukaryota, Viridiplantae, Streptophyta, Magnoliopsida, Brassicales, Brassicaceae. The record is from RefSeq and is a predicted model, not a curated record.
CAGAGAUGCUGAUACAGUCACAGAUGCAGUGGAGUUUGUACUACUGAACUUUACUGAGAUGAAUAAACUCUGGGUCAGAAUGCAACAUCAGGUGUUGUAUUGCUUGUGAAUCAUUACCCUUUGAUGAUCCUGAGUUGAGCCUUGCUAUCGGACUUUCUGGUCUGCAGGGACCUGCUCGAGACAAGGAGAGACGGGAGAAAGAGAGGGGCGAGCUUCGUGACCUUGUUGGAAAGAACCUUCACGUGCUGAGUCAGUUAGAAGGUGUGGACCUUGAUAUGUACAGAGAUACAGUUCUUCCUAGAGUCUUAGAGCAGAUAGUGAACUGCAGAGAUGAGAUUGCCCAAUAUUACCUAAUAGACUGUAUCAUUCAAGUUUUUCCUGACGAGUAUCACUUACAGACUCUAGAUGUACUUCUUGGGGCUUGUCCACAACUGCAGCCAUCAGUUGACAUCAUGACAGUGCUUUCACGUUUAAUGGAGAGGCUGUCAAAUUAUGCUGCUUUAAAUGCUGAAGUAUUACCUUACUUCCUGCAAGUUGAAGCUUUCUCAAAGUUGAAUAAUGCAAUUGGAAAGGUGAUAGAAUCACAAGAAGACAUGCCUAUUUUGAGUGCAGUAACCCUAUAUUCCUCCCUUCUCAAGUUUACUCUUCAUGUUCACCCUGAUCGGCUUGAUUAUGCGGACCAAGUGUUGGGUUCAUGUGUUAAGCAACUGUCCGGAAAAGGAAAGAUUAACGACACUCGUGCAACAAAGGAGAUUGUCUCGCUUUUAAGUGCUCCCCUAGAGAAGUAUAAUGAUGUUGUCACCGCCCUUAAAUUAACAAACUAUCCCCUUGUAGUGGAGUACCUUGAUAACGAAACAAAGAGAAUAAUGGCUACUGUUAUAAUUCGAAGCAUUAUGAAAAACAAUACUCUUAUUACUACAGCAGAGAAGGUUGAAGCACUGCUUGAACUAAUUAAAGGUCUUAUCAACGAUUUGGAUGAGCCGCAAGGUCUUGAGGUUGAUGAAAAUGAUUUUGAGGAAGAGCAGAAUUCUGUCGCACGUCUCGUUCACAUGUUAUAUAAUGAUGACACGGAAGAGAUGUUUAAGAUAAUCAGUAUCCUGAAGAAGCAUUUCCUAACAGGAGGGCCAAAGCGCUUAAAGUUCACCAUUCCUCCCCUUGUUGUUUCUACUCUAAAGCUAAUCAGGCGAUUGCCAGUGGAAGGAGACAAUCCUUUUGGAAAAGAGGCUUCGGUUACUGCUACUAAAAUAUUCCAAUUUCUAAAUCAGAUUAUUGAAGCGCUACCUAAUGUUCCAUCACCUGACUUGGCAUUCCGGUUGUACUUGCAAUGUGCUGAGGCCGCGAAUAAGUGUGAUGAAGAACCUAUUGCAUACGAAUUUUUCACCCAGGCAUACAUCUUAUACGAAGAAGAAAUUUCAGACUCAAAGGCCCAGGUGACUGCGUUACAACUUAUUAUUGGAACUCUGCAAAGGAUGCACGUAUUUGGUGUUGAGAAUAGAGAUACUUUGACACACAAGGCUACGGGGUAUUCAGCGAAACUUCUAAAGAAACCUGACCAAUGUCGAGCUGUUUAUGCAUGUUCUCAUCUAUUCUGGCUUGAAGAUCAUGAAACCAUACAAGAUGGAGACAGGGUUCUGCUUUGUCUCAAACGAGCGCUUAAAAUUGCAAAUUCGGCUCAACAAAUUGCUAGUAGUGGUCAGGGUAGUGCAGGAUCUGUUACCCUCUUCAUCGAGAUACUAAACAAGUAUCUUUAUUUCUAUGAGAAAGGGAUUCCACAGAUAACAGUUGAAUCAGUGGAGAGCCUUAUCCAACUGAUCAAGAACGAAGAAUCAAUGCCGUCAGAUCCAUAUGCUGAAUCGUUGUUUGCAAGUACGCUUCAGUUCAUGGAGUUUCAAAAGCAGAAAGGCGGUGCCAUUGGUGACAGAUACGAGGAGAUCAAAGUAUAAAAUCUGAUUUGGUAAAAAAUGAAGUCACAUUUUGUUAAAAAAAGAAAAAGAAAAGAAGCUUUGGGUCGUUUGGGAAUUAAGAAGGGACUUGUGUUGUGUUGGUUGCUGCUCGAAAUGUAAACCUGGUUCGUCGGAUUUUAAAAGGUGGUUAGUGGAUUGUAACUUGCGGGUUUUUGCUGUGUCUAUACGAAUUCUUUUUUAUUGGUCACACUUGUUACUUGUUAGUACUCUGAGAUUAACAUUGGAUCUUAGGUGAGUGAGGUAUUUGUAUUCUAUUGACGCACAAAAAACAUUUUCUUGAA